CUCCCUGGACCCUGCAUUCACUAUAUCCGCUCUCCCCGGACCCUGCAUUCACUAUAUCUGGUCUCCCCAGACCCUGCAUUCACUAUACCUGGUCUCCCCGGACCCUGCAUUCACUAUAUUAGGUCUCCCCAGACCCUGCAUUCACUAUAUCUGGUCUCCCCGGACCCUGCAUUCACUAUAUUAGGUCUCCCCGGACCCUGCAUUCACUAUAUUAGGUCUCCCCAGGACCCUGCAUUUACUAUAUUGGUCUCCCCAGACCCUGCAUUUACUAUAUCUGGUCUCCCCGGACCCUGCAUUCACUAUAUCUGGUCUCCCUGGACCCUGCAUUCACUAUAUCUGUCUCCCCGGACCCUGCAUUCACUAUAUCCGUCUCUCCGGACCCUGCAUUCACUAUAUCCGCUCUCCCCGGACCCUGCAUUCACUAUAUCUGGUCUCCCACAGUACACACUACAUGGAAAUGCAAUUAUUUUAGUAAAUAUAAACUGCUAA
Staurois parvus is the source of this 489-nucleotide messenger RNA. The record is from the annotation of a GenBank genome assembly. Lineage: Eukaryota; Metazoa; Chordata; Amphibia; Anura; Ranidae.